Molecule: messenger RNA, 1284 nt
Organism: Gasterosteus aculeatus aculeatus (three-spined stickleback)
Lineage: Eukaryota; Metazoa; Chordata; Actinopteri; Perciformes; Gasterosteidae
Gene: rad51b
Product: RAD51 paralog B
Biological process (GO): double-strand break repair via homologous recombination
Cellular component (GO): replication fork; Rad51B-Rad51C-Rad51D-XRCC2 complex
Molecular function (GO): single-stranded DNA binding; double-stranded DNA binding; ATP hydrolysis activity
Source: RefSeq, a predicted model, not a curated record
AAGAAGAAGAAGAAGAAGAAGAAGAAGAAGAAGAAGAGAUGAAAAGGACGGACAGACGAGUUUUACGUCGUUGUCGCCUCAAAACGGUUGAUGUAGACACAGUAAAAAACACGCCAACAUGGCGACGAUAAAACUGAAGCGAGCCGGCGUCUCCGACGAGAUGUGCGAGCAGCUGAAGCGACAUCACAUAGAGACUUGUAAGGACCUGCUGUCUCUGACCGCCGUCGAGGUGAUGACCGCCGCCGGCCUGAGCUUCCGCAGGGCGUCGGAGCUGCUGCGGUCGGUGAGCGGAGCCGUCGCACCGCCCGUCACCGCGGCUCUGGAGCUGUGGAGGCGGCACUCCUGCUUCCCCACGUCGCUGCCCGCCCUGGACAGACUGCUGAGGGGCGGCCUGCCCCGGGGGAGCCUCACGGAGGUGACGGGCCCCUCCGGCUGCGGGAAGACGCAGAUGUGCCUGAUGCUGAGCGUCUUGGCCACGCUGCCGGAGAGCGAGGGCGGCCUGGGCGGCGGCGUGAUCUACAUAGACACCGAGGCCGCGUUCUCCGCCGAGAGGCUGGUGGAGAUCGCGCGCAGCCGCUUCCCAGACCGCUUCAGCUGCAAGGAGAGAGUCCUGCAGAUGGCCGGGCGGGUGCACCUCUUCAGGGAGCUCACCUGUCGAAACGUCCUGAACAGGCUGGACAGACUGGAGGAGGACAUCAUCUCAACGGGAGCGGGUCUCCUCAUCCUGGACUCCGUGGCCUCUGUGGUGAGGAAGGAGUUUGACACGACGUUGCCGGGCAACCUGAUGCGCCGCAGCGACAUGCUGAGCCACGAGGCCUCCACCCUCAAGUACCUGGCCCACCAGUUCAACAUACCCGUGGUUCUCACCAACCAGGUCACGACUCACGUGGGGGGUCAAGGGCCGGAGGGGAACACCGGGUACGUCACCGCCGCCCUGGGGAACACGUGGAGUCACAGCGUCAACACGCGCCUCAUUGUCCAGUACGCGGACUCGCGCCGGAGACAGAUACUGAUAGCCAAGUCCCCCGUGGCUCCGUUCGCCGUGCUCAACUACACCAUCGAGAAGCAGGGGAUCUGCAUCGACGGGGAGGACGCUCAGGAGGCCUCGUACGAGGGCACGGACCCAGGCCUCCAACCUAUCAGGGUGCAGACGGAAUUCAACUGCAACCUGACCAAUAUGGAGUUAACUGGACAAACGCAGCAAUGACACACGUGUGUGUGUGUGUGUGUGUGUGAGGCCAGAAUAUGAGACGGUUACAUGAUUAAAGCCAAUGCAUAAUCCCA